ACAGCUCAUUUCAAUAUUCUCUGCUGUUAGGCCACAAUAACCAGAUAAUUCAGCUGACAAACCUUACAAGAUAUGUUUACAGACCAUUAUAAGGCCAGUAACUUCAAUCAUUGCUAGUAGCGGUUAUCCUGCGCGGUUAGCAUUCAUUUGAUAAUAUCUUCCUGAAUUUACACUUAACGAUUGACACGAUUACGUGAGCGACUUUCUGCAGUUUCAUUCAAGUUGUUAUUUACUUUCCAUACUCUGAUCCAUUUGCAGGGUAACCCUUCUACCAAUUUAACAACCGAAGAGGUUUUGUGUUCGCCCAGAAUAUUGACAUAGCAGCUGCGCGCGUUUCUGAGGGAAAACCGGUCAAAAAGACAGCGGAUGAUACACAAACAAAGGAAGCAAAGAGGUGAGAACGAAACCUGGAAUAAUAUCACAAUACACAACUGGUUGAAAUUUCAGAACAAUCACUUAGCUUGCCGAUAUCACCAAAAGUUACUGCUAGCUGCCGACUGCCAAACAACCGUGUUUUAGAUUUGAGAAAAAGACGGGCACUAUAACGAACGAAAAGAUGACAGAAGGACCCAGAUCAAACAAUAACACCCCCAAUGAUUCCGAAUCAGGUAGCGGUGAAAAUUAUGGAGACGAAGAAAUCGGAGCUUUCGAUGCGGAAUUCGACACGUUUCCAAUCGUUCUGGCCAUAUUUAUCAUCGCCGUCAACUUAACUGUCAUAAUUUUAUUCAUUCGCCAUCGCACACUCCGGUCUGUCACCAACUCAUUUCUUGUGAGCCUAGCUGCUAGUGACCUACUCGCAGGAUUGUGUGGAAUUCCUGCUACACUUUAUUGUUCAGCUACUCACAGCUUCACAACCUGUGCUAUCUCAAAUCUAACAUGGCGAUUCAUUUCUGUAUCUACCGUAGUGCAUAUUCUACUGGUGUCUGUGGACCGCUACAUCGCCAUAACGCACGCCAUGCGCUAUCAUAACAUCGUAACACGGCGCGCGUUCUUCGCGCUCAUAAGCUUGGCGUGGUUUAUGGCUGCGUUCGUUUCUCUGAUACAACUAUCUUGGCGGGUAGGUCGGAGCGAGGAAGCAGCCGAAACCGCCGAAAAAUUUCAGAAAACUUAUGACCUCGCUACUUUUGUGCUAUUUUUUGUGAUACCACUGUUGGUGAUGGCUUAUAUAUACAUUCGCAUUUUCAGUACGGUUCGGUACCACGAGAAACGGAUAUGGCGAUUUCACAGCCCUUCUGAUCAGCAUUUUUCCGCCAAAGGAAAAGAAGAAUCGCAUAACUAUGCACAGCGCAAAACUGUCACCAUUUUCCUGGCGAUGCUCGUCAUAUUUACCGUCUGUUGGCUGCCAUAUUUUAUUUUGAGUUUUCAGGAGCUGAACGCCCAGCAAACGUUUGAUCCACCAGCAUGGGUGCUGUAUGUGUUUUAUUACUACUCUCGAUUUGUUACUUCGUUUUUAAAUCCCCUUAUGUACAUUUUUAGAAAAAGAGACUUCAAAGAACUAUUACCCCGUUUGAUUUGCAAGGAUGGAAAAGCAAGAUGCGAAAGCCGAGCGAAUAAAACACUCACAACUAUCUAUAGCAAUGAACAGUGUACCACUAAUUGUUGAAUAUUAUGGGAACUGAAGUCCGACAGAAGCGAUGGCGUUUGGUUGUACAUAACGGAAGAGUUGUCGAUAAAACAGCGCAGCACGCCGGAUCCUUGUAACACAACAGUUCGAGAGGAAAGGGACUAGUUGUAUUUAUAAGUAAGGGUUGUAUUUGUAAUGCAGGAGAUAAUUUUAUUCAUUCAACUUUUAUGAAAGAUGGGGUUACCCAUGGAUAAUAAGACGCUUUUGCUUGACAAGCGUCCAAUUUUAUUUUUUCUGUAUGUCUGUUUCAGCAUGGAUCUGAGUAAUUUUCACGAGAAGCACCAUUUAUUAAGUUUACCGCUCGUUGAAAAUGACAUUUACCGUGAACUCACAAAAGAUUUAAUUAAGUCCCAUUAUUAAGGAAAAAAGAACUUCAGGAGGGGAUAAUCCAAUAUUUGCUGUAGAAGUCACUUAGAAUUAGCUGAGCAUGAUUUGCACUUCCGUAAAAAUGGAGCAAACUCUUUUAUCUAAAUCACACGCUCUUUCGCACUAUAAACAAAGACACCUGAGAAAUACCGCACAUCAUUGAGUCAAAUUUAAAUUGGGACUUAAGAAAAAGUUGCGCUUAAAAGAAAAUUAAAUUUGACAGAAUACAAAGACUUUUAGCCUAUUAUAAAAAAAAAAUAUAAUUAAUAGUCAAUCGCCUGCAAAUGUUAGUUGGAAAGUACAGACGAGCAUUUCUUGUCCGUAAAAAGAUGAUCAAGAAUUCCAAAGAUCAAAUUUUCAUGACGGGUCGAGUUUUAGAAGUUAACAUAACAACAUGUACAUAAUAAUUUAUUCUUUAAAUUUAUUGAACAGGAUAACGAAGAUAAGACAUAUCCUGAAUCCCGGGUUGUCUGAAAAGCAUGCUUUUUUUCCUCUUUGCCAAUAAGCAAGACAAAUUUGCAUGUAAAUUAGUUCUGAAUCAUUUUAGUAGGGAAGGAAGACAAAGGAACAAGCAGCUUUCCGUGCACCUACGAUGGGCAGCGCAAGAUAAAAACUGCUAUUUAUGCUAUUAUGAAGCUACAACAUUGAGUUGUCACCUUGAAAAACACAGUAAUAAAAAGCCUCGAGUCAUUCUUCAGAUAACACGUGUAAUUACACUUAUAAAGCCAUUUUAUAUCAAAUUAAAAUUCUAGACAUGUCUUGCACGCAGCUAAAUACACGUAAUUGCUGAGAAAAGAGCUGACAAGAAAACAGCCGUAACUUUCCAUAUUUACAUCUGUUUUCCGUAUGGCGGCUAUUUCUUUCACAUCAAAACAAAGAAGAUAACAAUCGCCGAGGACGAAAUAAUGAGCCAAAUGCUCUCUUCGUGUGUUGAAAGCUCUAGAUGAUUGCCUCAAAUGAUAACGAUCUCGCGACAUUUUAAUCUUUGGGUUUUAGCUUAAGAAUAAAAACCUCGCGCUUGUCUCUCGCUUAAGAAUCAAGGCAUAAUCCGGUAAUUUGGAUGAAAAGGUUUUCAGAUUUAAACUCAGUCAUCUGCGAUAUUUCCAGAUGAACAAAAACGAAAAACAAAAGAAAGGAGGUGACAAAAACAAUUCGAUCAUUGCAGUUUUCUCCCUCUCUGCUAUUUCAAUAAUUUCUCUCGUUUACCUUAAAGGCAGACUAUCAUUUUCACUCAGUAAAUAGGUCACUGAAACAA
Molecule: messenger RNA, 3245 nt
Organism: Pocillopora damicornis (cauliflower coral)
Lineage: Eukaryota; Metazoa; Cnidaria; Anthozoa; Scleractinia; Pocilloporidae
Product: beta-4C adrenergic receptor
Biological process (GO): G protein-coupled receptor signaling pathway
Cellular component (GO): membrane
Molecular function (GO): G protein-coupled receptor activity
Source: RefSeq, a predicted model, not a curated record